Molecule: messenger RNA, 609 nt
Organism: Perkinsus marinus ATCC 50983
Lineage: Eukaryota; Perkinsozoa; Perkinsida; Perkinsidae
Exons: 4
Coding region: 1-609 (202 amino acids)
Source: RefSeq, a predicted model, not a curated record
AUGUUGGCUCAUCGGUUCCGAUGUAAGUGGAGGAUGAUAACACUAGGGGCGCCACUGAGCCUGUACGUCAUUGGUCAGCCUACUGCUCUCGUAGUGGAUAUGGGGUACAGCUCCAGCCGGAUCGUGCCAGUUUUUGCGUGCAUGCCUGUCAUGGAAGCUGCUGUCGAAUCUGAGGCGAGUGCUAUGGUACGGGCAGAACCAAUUGGCGAGGACCGGCCGGAGGAUGGUCUCCGAGAGUUGGUUGUCACAGCAAUGGAGGAAGCCAUCGUGAAAUGCCCUAUUGACGUUCGUCGGCCGGUAGCAUCGAAGGUCUACUUCGUGGGAGGCAGAUCUGGAGAUCCCUCACUGAAAGCUGAUAUCCUCGAGGAGUUCGCGUCACGGAUCUCUCCCAAGUGGAACACUCAUGGGGAGAACAGAAGCUUAGCUGUGUACAUUAGGUUGCCCAACUUCUCAUCGGAAAGCAUCACAGUGUUCCAGCCAGGCAGUUGUCUGGAGCCCACUGAUUUGAUCUGGAUUGGAGCCUCGAUAUACGGAGGUGAGCGCAGGGAAGGCAUGGCGUUAGCAGAGGGUCUCAGUAGGGAUGCCGAUACCCCACCCGGCGACGAGUAA